CCCACUCACUCUUUUCUCUUUGCUCCGUGGCAUUUUGCAACAGAGGCUGUCUUCGGCUGCUGGUUUUCUACUAAGCCCAAUGCUGUAGGGCAGCACGGGCAGGAAUGGAAAAAGACGGAAUUAGGUGAUCAUCGCAGGGAUUCACACAGGACAAAUGUAUGAAAAGUGGAGCCAAGAAACAUCACCAUCACAGAAAAUGACAUAGAGACCCCUCCAGACCUUCAAGGUGAUGUGCAGAAGCACACAGUGAGUAAUGUGAUCAGAGGGGAAAGGGAAUGCAGACUUGCCAGCUAUAGCUUGUAUGUGAGCGCGAUGCCCAGGCGGGGGUUGUCGCUCCAGGGCCGGUUCCGCUGGCUCUUUCUGGGCCUCUUCCUGCUGCUGGUGCUGCUGCUGUUCGCCUACCUGCUGGAGUGCACCCCUCCCGCAGACGCCAGCCUGGCCCUGCCCCCCGGCAUAGCAGGGGACACCUACGGGAAGGAGUACUACCAGGGCCUGCUGCAGGAGCAGGAGGAGCGCCACCUGAACCGGGCCGCCAGUCUCAAGCGGCAGAUCGCUCAGCUCAAGCAGGAGCUGCAGGAAAUGGGUGAGAAGCUAAAGCUCAUGCAGGACAAGAAGGAGCCCCCCGGGGUGCAGGGCCUUACGGAGACAAAGGACCAAGAGCCUGGAGACCUGCUGGAGUACCUGCACUCUCAGAUCGACAAGGCGGAGGUCAACACGGGGGCACGUCUCCCCAGCGAGUACGCCCUGGUGCCCUUUGAGAGUUUCACUUCAUCCAAAGUGUACCAGCUGGAGAUGGGGCUGACACGGCACCCAGAGGAGAAACCUGUCCGCAAAGACCGCAGGGACGAGCUGGUGGAGGUGAUGGAGGCCGCGCUGGACAUCAUCAACAACCCCGACGAGGAGGAUGGAGUGGAGGAAGACAUGCCGAUGCAGAGACAGACCUACACAGAGGGUCACUUUACUGAAGGAAUGUACAGGACGGAGCGAGACAAAGGGACGCUUUACGAGCUGUUCUUCGACAAAGAGGAGUCCAGCAGCUUCCGCCAUGUCACGCUCUUCAGACCUUUUGGUCCCUUAAUGAAAGUCAGGAGCACCUCCGUAGAGACAUCAGCAAUGAUUAUCAACAUCAUCGUGCCGCUGGCAGGCAGAGUAGAUACUUUCUCACAGUUCUUGCACAACUUCAGAGAGGUGUGCAUACAGCAGGACAGAAGAGUCCAUCUCACGGUGGUUUAUUUCGGGCCAGAAGGCCUGCAGGAAGUGGAAUCAUCUUUGGAGAAAAUGUCAAGAGAGGAGAGCUUCUCAAAUUACACCCUGGUCCCGGUGGACGAGGAGUUUUCCAGAGGUCGGGGUCUGGAUAUCGGGGCUCACGCCUGGAAGAAAGGCGACGUCUUAAUGUUUUUUUGUGACGUUGACAUCCAUUUUACACUCCAGUUCCUGAACACCUGUCGUCUCCACGCUGCUCCAAAUAAGAAAGUCUUCUAUCCAGUAGUGUUCAGUCUGUACAAUCCUGCCAUCGUCUAUGGAAAUUCGGAGCUGGCUCCACCGGCUGAACUCCAACUGAUUCACAAAAAAGAUGCUGGAUUCUGGAGAGACUUUGGCUUCGGAAUGACGUGUCAGUAUCGUUCAGAUUUCCUAAAUAUUGGCGGGUUUGAUCUUGAAGUGAAAGGUUGGGGUGUGGAAGACGUCCACCUGUACAGGAAGUAUCUCCGGAGCGAGCUCAUCGUGAUCCGGACCCCGGUGUCCGGGCUCUUCCACCUGUGGCACGAGAAGCAGUGUGCGGAUGAGCUGACCCCAGAGCAGUACCGCAUGUGCAUCCAAUCCAAAGCCAUGAACGAGGCGUCGCACUCCCACCUCGGAAUGCUGGUGUUCCGCGACGAGAUCGAGGCUCACCUACGCAAGCAGGCCUACAAGACUCAGAGCAAAUCAGAAGACUGAAGCCUCCACAUUCCCAUCUCCAUUCCUUCGUUACGACUGUGAGGUGCGGACAUUACAAUCGCAGUACAGCAAAGAAAUGUUUACACAGAUCCUUCUCCAUUUCACCGCACAGCUGGAGACAAAUGAAUGUACACAAACAAGCAUCGAUCAAUGUGAAACUUCAAAACACGGUACGACUUUGCAGUAUCAAACACGGCUAACAAGCAGAUUUGUAAUAUUUAACCUGCUGAAGUAGAAAUAACGUUUUUUUAAAAACAUAUUUUAGGCAACAAUUCAAUAUGCAUGUCAUGCCAGUUUCAAACGCAACACCUGACUUGCAACCAGUUUUCACAAGGGCUGCAACAAUUAUUAUUUUCAAAAAUGAUUGAUCUGCCAAUUGUUUUUGUAGCUUAAGAGCAUUUUUUUUUUAAAUAGGUGGCAAUCAUUUUUCUGACUGAAUUUUGCAGCUUGAACUUUUUUCUUUAUUUCUGCUCAGUUACCUUUCGCCGCUUAAUGGACCUCAGCCAGUAGUCAGCUGUCUUCCAGUUGAUUCAUUCAUUUAACAAACAAAUCAAACACAAGCAGCUGUUGACUCGUGUAGAGUGUGUUUUUUAUAUCAGAAAGAAAGAACUAUUUAUUAGCUGUCGACAAAAGGAAAAUGAAGAAGUUGCACUUUGACAUCACAAGAACCAGUAUAGUUCUACUGAGCUUAAAAGCAAUUUACAAUCUUUGCUUUAACAGCACAGACGAAUGCUGUUCUGUUAGCAUUAUAUUUAUAGGUGGUUUCAGCCUGGCGGUGUGGUUUAAAAAAAAAAAGAAAAGGGAACUUUUUGUGUGUUUUAUGUCACAAUGUUCCUUUGCUGAUGAGGUUAA
Molecule: messenger RNA, 2787 nt
Organism: Notothenia coriiceps (black rockcod)
Lineage: Eukaryota; Metazoa; Chordata; Actinopteri; Perciformes; Nototheniidae
Gene: csgalnact2
Product: chondroitin sulfate N-acetylgalactosaminyltransferase 2
Exons: 8
Coding region: 313-1935 (540 amino acids)
Cellular component (GO): Golgi cisterna membrane
Molecular function (GO): glucuronosyl-N-acetylgalactosaminyl-proteoglycan 4-beta-N-acetylgalactosaminyltransferase activity
Source: RefSeq, a predicted model, not a curated record